Caretta caretta (loggerhead turtle) is the source of this 3086-nucleotide messenger RNA. It is a transcript of the gene TRMU, whose product is annotated as tRNA mitochondrial 2-thiouridylase. The record is from RefSeq and is a predicted model, not a curated record. Gene Ontology annotation, molecular function: sulfurtransferase activity. Gene Ontology annotation, biological process: tRNA wobble position uridine thiolation. NCBI's taxonomy places the organism in Eukaryota, Metazoa, Chordata, Testudines, Cheloniidae. Gene Ontology annotation, cellular component: mitochondrion.
UGGUCCUGCUUCGAGCAGGGGGUUGGACUAGAUGACCUUCUGGGGUCCCUUCCAACCCUUAUAUUCUAUGAUUCUAUGAUGAUAUCUCAUGAUUUGUUAUGGCAAGGUUUGUAUCAAACUCUUUUGAUACCAAGGUUAAAGACUUUUUUAAUUCACUAUUUUACUUACUGAGUAAGAAGGAAUUCCUUAUUUUCAAACCUGAAGAGCUGUUGAAAAGAGAAUAGGUUGAAUAUUUUCCAUUACCAUUGCAGCUGCAUUAAGGGCCCUUACAUGGGAAGUGCUGGUCUUACAGCAUUUACUAUUUGGCAUAGAAUUUGUCAAACACUGAAAAAUUAGGAAUUAUACGCCUGCUGGGGGAUAGGAAGAACAAUCCCUUAUGUUCUUUGAUAGGUUUAGAAACAUUAAGUACCAAAUGCAGAGUUUUGCUGGGGUAACGCCUGCCCUCCUGCAUUCUUAGAAUGAUUCAAGAGAGGGACAGCAGGGCCCGUGUGAGUUUAGGGAAGGAGGGAAAAAACUGCUGGGAUGGGCCACCCUGAAACUCAGCUGGCAGGAGCAGAGAGAAGCAUCUGCAAUAGGACCCUUAGACACUUAUGCCAUCUGUGUGCAACUGCUUUGUAGUUUUUACUCUGGACAUUCUUCCUUUCUGCUGAUUGGCUGUUUGCUCCAGCUCUCUCCUGCCCCCUCCUUGACCAUCUCUUCACUUCAGCCUCACUUCACCUACCCUCCAGAGUCCAUGCACACUUCUUUCUCCCAAUUCUCCUUCUCCUAUCCCUUACCUACACGCACACACUUUGCCCCUCUCUUAUUUAUUCCAUCCCAGCAAAACUAACAUGAUGUGCAGCUGACUAUUCUUCUUCACUUUGCUGGCUACCAAGUGACAGGGGUAUUUAUGAAGAACUGGGAUACUCUGGAUGAACAAGGAGUUUGUUCUGCUGACAAAGAUUGUGAAGAUGCUUAUAGAGUUUGUCAGAAACUGGAUAUCCCUUUUCAUCAAGUUUCCUAUGUCAAGGAGUACUGGAAUGAAGUUUUCAGUUACCUUUUAAAUGAGUAUGAAUUGGGAAGAACUCCUAAUCCUGACAUAAUGUGCAACAAGCAUAUCAAAUUCAAUUAUUUUCUCCAUUAUGCUCUGGAUAACCUUGGAGCGAAUGCAGUUGCAACUGGACAUUAUGCAAGGACUUCACUGGAAGAUGAAGAAAUUUUCCAACAGAAACCUAUUAAAAUACCACAAGGGCUUUUCAGAAACCGAUUUGAAGUUAGAAAUGCUGUAAAACUCCUUAAAGGCGCUGACCACUGGAAAGACCAGACCUUCUUCCUCAGUCAGAUUUCACAAGAUGCUUUGAGGAGAACCAUUUUUCCUUUGGGAGGAUUGACAAAAGAUUUUGUAAAGAAGAUAGCAGCAGAACAUGGAUUUCAUCAUGUGCUAAAGAGAAAAGAGAGUAUGGGAAUCUGUUUUAUUGGUGAAAGAAAUUUUGAAAACUUCAUUCUUGAGUAUUUAGAACCUCGUCCAGGUAACUUUGUUUCCAUUGAAGAUAACAAGGUGAUAGGAACACACAAAGGUUGUUUCCUGUAUACAAUAGGCCAGAGGGCCAAGCUAAGCGGCCUCAGUGAAGCUUGGUUUGUUGUUGAGAAAGAUACAACCUCAGGAGAUAUCUUUGUGGCACCAUCUACAGAGCACCCUGCACUGUAUAGAGACCUACUGCGGACAAACCGUGUGCAUUGGAUUGCAGAGGAACCUCCUGCUGAGCUAAUUAGGGACAAAAUGAUGGAGUGUACUUUCAGGUUUCAGCAUCAGAUGGCACUAGUGCCUUGCACGUUAACUCUAAACCAAGAUGGGACAGUGUGGGUGACACUAGUCAAGCCAAUAAGAGCUCUUACACCAGGGCAAUUUGCUGUGUUCUACAAGGGUGACGAGUGCCUUGGCAGUGGAAAAAUCAUGAGGCUGGGCCCAUCAGUGUACACCUUGCAACAGGGCAAAAGCAGAGAGCAGGAUCCAAGGUGUGUGUUAGCAGAGACCAAGAAGUUAGAACCAGCAACAUAACUCCUGCACUUUUCUUGAUUGAAAGACUUUGGGGAAACUGGAGCCUUAAAAUAACGAACACACACACACACACACACACACACACGUAUUCUCUGACAAACUAUGACUUUUAAAGGGUGAAUUAUGACAGUCCUGUCCUUGUAUUUGAUUGAUGGUACCUGAGAGGGUUUUUGAACAAAAAACAGUUUUGAUAUGGUUUCAUGAAAAUAGGUCAGUAAGAUACUUCAAAUAAGUAACAGAAACAUAGUAUACAAAAAAAUGGGCAUGACUGGAUGAGACCCAUCCUGGCAGUUUCAAGAUCAGCACUUUCAUGUUUUCAGAACUGAGUUAACUGUAAACCAAGUAUUUAAAGUCAGAGUCUUUCUAAUAUAAAUACACUGUUUAUGUACUACUCUGUUCUAUAAAUUUAUGAAAGUCUCUACAGCUUGAAAAAGCUGCUUUUCCCUCUUCGUUUCUUGUGCUAUGAAUCAGCCUUGUGGUUGAGAACUCGUUAUUAAUGAAUUUUCAAUAUGUAAUAAAACAAUUAAUUUCCUAAAAUUGCUCUGUUACAGCAUCAGCAUAUAAAAUUAUUUUAAAAAUGCCCGAAACACUAAACUUCUCUUUUAGGCACAACUGAAAGUAUUUUUUAAAAGCUGUCUUUCGUUAAAAUGCAUACAUGAUUUUUGUUAAAUGUGUGUGCAUGUGGACUUUGGGAGAAGGAUGUGUUAUCUCUUCAUGCAAACUGGUGAAGUUGAAUAUAACUGUGAGCAACAGGUAUUUAUUUUUCACUUGCAAUAAAUUUUACAACAUGUAUUUUACACUUGUUUGAAUCUUAUGCUGCUAGUAGUUACAGUUUAAGAUUUUACUAUCAUUUAGGUUUUGAAAUCUAGUGAUUUGAAAGUAAAUGUUUUGAUACAUCUAACAAUCUCUUAUAAAACUGAGUAAUGGUAUGCCAUUUUACUGUAGUUUAAAUAAUUUUGUAAACUAAUCAGGGCAGGGACUGUGGAUUGUGUCCUUGGAGCACUGAGAGUGCAUUGUCAGGGUGUAAAUAAAACCAAAUUCAUAUUUA